AUGUCUUCCACCGAUAAGACGAUCGUCGCAGACGGCCACUUGUCAAAACAGAUUGCUGUGGUAGUAUGCAGCCAACGCACACCCAGGGUUGGUCUUCAAAUUGGGACAUUCGUGUUCGACACCCUUAAACAGUACCACAGCAGCCACCCGUUUCCGGUACCAUAUGAACUAGUGCUCGUCGACAUGCUCAACCAUUCACUCCCAAUGUUUGAUGAACCUGGCAUUCCAUCUCAGAUUCGCUCUUCGUCAGACUACACGCAUGCACACACUCGAGCCUGGUCCGAACUGAUCAGCAGCUUUGGAGGGUUCGUCUUUGUCACGCCGCAGUAUAACUGGGGGUAUCCUGCCAGCAUCAAAAAUGCGAUUGACUAUCUUUACCACGAGUGGGCAGGCAAGCCAGCCAUGGUCGUCAGUUACGGUGGUCAUGGAGGAGGCAAGGCUGCAGCGCAGCUGAAGCAAGUUCUUCAGGGAGUUCGGAUGAUGGUUGUGCCAGAUCAUGUGGAGUUAGCAUUCCCCAAUCGGGAGGUCUUGGUCAGAGCCACCACCGGUGCCGAUCUGGAAUUGAAUGGGGCCGACGAGGGCAGACCCGAGGGCACUAUAUGGGUAAAGGAGAAGCAGGAAGUGACUAAGGUAUUUGCAGAAUUGCUUGUGCUGCUGGCUGGAACAGCCGCUCAAAGAUGUUGA
This is a messenger RNA of Exophiala dermatitidis NIH/UT8656, 684 nucleotides long. RefSeq lists its product as uncharacterized. The record is from RefSeq and is a predicted model, not a curated record. The transcript has a single exon. The coding region runs from base 1 to 684 and encodes 227 amino acids. Gene Ontology annotation, molecular function: FMN binding; oxidoreductase activity. Lineage: Eukaryota; Fungi; Ascomycota; Eurotiomycetes; Chaetothyriales; Herpotrichiellaceae. Gene Ontology annotation, cellular component: cytosol.